Molecule: messenger RNA, 540 nt
Organism: Ogataea philodendri
Lineage: Eukaryota; Fungi; Ascomycota; Pichiomycetes; Pichiales; Pichiaceae
Exons: 1
Coding region: 1-540 (179 amino acids)
Source: RefSeq, a predicted model, not a curated record
AUGAUCGACUCGACAAUGUUAGUGAUUGGAAGACUCUUCUUCUCCGGCAAGAGAUUUUUCAAACCAGAGAUCAACGAGCCAAAACCUUCGGUCAACUUGGACGAGCCUUCGGUCAGACCCAUCAGCUUGGACGACAGGUUACUGAAAAGAGCACCUUUGUUGUUGUUGCUGGCGGAUGUGUCGUUAUUGAAAUAUGCAUCGCUCAAGUUCAUCGACGAGAGCUUAGUGAUCUCCUUGAUCUGCUUGAUAUGUUUAAGAGAGGUCAGGUCGCAGUUGAGGUCUGCAAGGAUUUUCUCACACUCGUCUGCAAACGACUUUGGAAGAUCAGAAGUCAAUGUUAACAUGAUGUAUGUUCGCAGCUUGUCUUCGUGGUUGUCGGUCUUGGUUUUGGUGUUCAAGAGCUCCAAAAACCGUUUCUGGGUGGCUGGGUUUCCAACGUUUUGCUCCACUUCAAAGAACGCGUCCAGAUUCUUGGAGUCCAGCUCUUUGAUCAGCUCGGACAAAACAGUCAUGUGCAUAUCGAUGAUGUUUUUCCGCUGA